AUGUGUAGUCAGAAGGCACAUCAACCCCUUUUUGUCCUUAAACAGCAUAGCAGCGCUGUCAUGACCUGUGCCAUGGAUGAGCAGCAGGUGUUUACACGGCUUUUGCUGAGCGGUGAUGGCGACGGCGUUGUCAAGUUGUGGGAUCUUGAGCUGCGCGCACCUUUGCUGUCGUUUCACGCGGUCAACAGGGCCUCUUUGGCUGCGGAGACCAACAUCCAAGGGGAGGCGACGCCUGCCUUUUUUGCGAACACUGGUGUACUAAAGGUUGGAUUCCUCACUUUUCAGGGGGUGGACGCCGCGGCAAGCGGGGAGGGGGAGACUAUCUGUUUCUACACCCAAUGCAGGAAUCGGCACGUUUACGUUUGGAGAGCCGUUUUGCGCUGCGAUGACGAGGAUGAUGACGUUGAGGAGCUUGAUGCGACCGAAGUUGGAGGGGCGUCUGUGGAGUUGUUGCACACUAUCAACGUGCCACAGCAUGGAUUUUGUGCCGUGCCUUGUGUUUCCGUCUCUUGCAGGGAGCUGCAGUUGGCGAUUCCGCACGACACGGAUGGAAUGAUCAGUUUGUGGAGUAUCGGUUUACUUGACGGCGACGGAGCGAAUCGUGUGGGUGUGUGCGUGAGAUGCAGCAAAACAUUUUCGGCAUCUGGGGUGGGGGCAAGGUGUGGGAUGGUUAUGUGUAUCAACUACAGGGACAGUGCUCAUUUUGCUGUCGCGUUUGAGAGUGGACAUGUGACACUGAAUAACGUCGCUGGAGGGCGGCUUGCCAUCGUUCGCGCCUUUGCAGAAACGGCGUUAACGUGUGUGUGGUCUGGCAGCGUCCUCCUUUGUACCUCUGCGGAUGGACAACUCCACUGCUACGCUGUUUUGAGCCAAGAGGAUGCGCAGCGCGGCACUCACUGCAGCGAGGCAGAUGACAUCAUGUCUCUUGCCAUACAGUGGGAGGUCUCCCUACGCAAGGGCUUAGGUAGCGUGGCGCUGCAGCGACACUUGGCUGUGGUAGGGUCAUGGGAUCACACGAUGCGUCUGUAUGAUGAGGGUUCGGGACGCGUCGUAUCCAUCUUGACAUACCACAGUGGCCCUGUCAAUGAAGUCGCUCUGGUGCCUGCGUCGUCGGCGGAGCGUGCCGCGUUUGGGUAUGACGUGCGACGCCCACGCUGGUGCGGUGCAGCAAACGGCAAGACCAAGCAAGAGGAAGACUCCGUCUAUCUUUUUGCCUCGGCCAGCGGAGAUUUCACGAUUGCCAUCUGGCGGCUGGAUUUUAGGCUGCUGCGUGCGGCGGAGGUGAGUGCUGUGUGA
Trypanosoma conorhini is the source of this 1296-nucleotide messenger RNA. RefSeq lists its product as uncharacterized. Lineage: Eukaryota; Euglenozoa; Kinetoplastea; Trypanosomatida; Trypanosomatidae. The coding region runs from base 1 to 1296 and encodes 431 amino acids. The transcript has a single exon. Gene Ontology annotation, molecular function: protein binding. The record is from RefSeq and is a predicted model, not a curated record.